Molecule: messenger RNA, 647 nt
Organism: Leptopilina boulardi
Lineage: Eukaryota; Metazoa; Arthropoda; Insecta; Hymenoptera; Figitidae
Product: transmembrane protein 230
Exons: 5
Coding region: 233-631 (132 amino acids)
Cellular component (GO): endomembrane system
Source: RefSeq, a predicted model, not a curated record
CUGAAAAAGAAAAUCGCAAAAAAGUUUAUACGAAAUUAUAAGAUUUGUCGCAAAACGUCAUUAACAUUUGAAUAUACUUUAUGGAAAAAUAUAUAAUUUAUUGACAAAAAUUAAAAAAAAAAUGACUAUAUGCGGCAAUAAAAAUAACAAUGAGUUAGAAAACACUUAUGAUGAAAUAAUGCGAGUGAAAAUAAUCAAAAUUAAUUGAAAAUUAUUAAAAACAAGUAUUGACAUGUGGAGAAGAAUACUUAACAUAGACUUUCUGUACAAGUUUAGUAUGUCCAAAAGAAAAGGAACCCGUGAAAAACAAUUCAACAACGUGGAUUACACGCAGUUAACCGAAACCGAUAAUGGUUUCGUGGAUUCUCAAUUUGUUCAACCUCCAGUUAAAAUACCUUGGAAGGCGAUAAUUUUAGCAGCUUUGCUUUUUAUCGGAGGAACAGUUAUGCUAGUCAUGGGCAGUUUAAUUGUCAGUGGUCAUAUAGAUACUAAGUAUUCCGAUCGAAUGUGGCCUUUAAUAAUCUUAGGGGCCUUAAUGUUUAUACCAGGUGCUUAUCAUGUUAGAGUAGCAAUUUUGGCGUAUCGCAAAGUUCCAGGCUAUUCAUUUGACGAUAUUCCCGAAUUUGAAUAAAUUGAUAAUAAUAUAU